AUGGCUUCCAUGAUAGACAUUCAGCGCGACAUCAUUCUCAACGCUAUCAAGCAGACGACCCGCGGCGACUGGAAGAUACUCAUCUUGGACGAAGACACUCAGAAGUUGAUCAACAACGUGGUCAAGGAAGAUGACAUUCUCAACCUCAACAUUACAAGAAUAUGCGUUGCGCUCGGCGAAUACCCCAUCAUUCGAUAUUACCGGCCGCGAAACCCUACCCACGAGGCCAGUGUCCUGUGCUCCCACCUUGCGCGUUUCGUCCAAGACAAGCUGGACAUGUACUCGCAGUUCAACCAAGACUUUCCUCCACAAUCGAACCGGCCGCGCGGUGCCCUCUUCAUCACCGACAGAUCCAUGGACCUCAUGGCUCCGUUUUUGCACGAGUUCACAUACCAAGCCAUGGCCAUGGACUUGCUUCCUAUACAAGACAGUGACAAGGUUACAUACCGAACCAUUGUCAAUGAGGAGGAUCCAGAAGCCGAGGAGAAGGACAUGGAGAUUUCCGACAAGGACAAGAUUUGGGUCGAGAAUCGCCAUCGACACAUGAAGGAUACUCUCGACAAGCUGAUUAGCGACUUUCAAAAGUUCAUUGCCGACAACCCUCAUUUCACCAACCAAGACGCUCAGAACGCUGCGGGUAUGAAUGGACUGAAUGCAAUCAAGGAUAUGAUCGCGGGGUUGCCACAAUUCCAAGAAAUGAAGGAAGCCUACUCGUUGCAUCUCACCAUGGCGCAGAAAUGCAUGGAGAUCUUCCAGAAACACAAACUACCGGACUUGGCAUCAGUCGAGCAGUGUCUGGCCACAGGCCUCGACGAAGACUAUCGAAAGCCCAAGAACAUGACGGAUCAGAUGGUUAGGACCUUGGACGACGAAGAAGUAACGCCAGCGGACCGACUACGAUUGAUUGCGCUCUAUGUUCUCUUUAAGAAUGGGAUACUACCAGCCGAUCUUCAAAAGCUCCUGUUCCACGCACAACUUCCCCCACCCGAUGGUGAAGUCAUCCGUAAUCUCGAUCUUCUAGGUGCGCGAGUUGCCAGACAACUCAAGGAGAAGCGGGAUGCGCCUCAGCCUCUCUUCCCACCUAAACCAGCGCCUCCACCAAACGCUGAAGAUUAUGGCUUGUCCAGGUUCAACCCAGCCUUGCAGGACAUGCUUGAGGAACAUGUCCGUGGCACAUUGCCACAAGACGUUUUCCCAUUCACCAAGAUGUCGCCCGACGAUGCCGCUCAGAUGGCACAAGACAAUUCUGCCCCAGCUUCUCUUCGCUCUGCGAAACCCACAUGGGCCAAGUCGAGGCUAGCCAGCGUGGAACCCCGUCAACGUGUCAUCGUGUUUGUGGCAGGUGGUGCAACAUACUCGGAAGCGCGUGCCUGUUACGACGUUUCCAACAAGACAUCGCGCGAUGUCUUCCUCGUCACAUCCCACAUGAUGAAGCCACAGCUCUUCCUCCGCCAAGUCGGCGAUCUCACCCAACCCCGCCGCAGUCUCCGUUUACCCAUAGACCAGCCCCAACCAAAAGCCCCAGAGCAUCUCUUCGAGAAGCCAGAGCCGCCCAAACCAGCGCCACCUCCUGCCGGCACUAAACCCCAGAUACCCGGAGGCCUACCAACUGGACCGCGAGUCGCUCCUGGCCCGCCCAAGCCCCCAACGGCUGCAAUGGCUGCAGUCAAUCUCAACUCGUCCAAACACAGCCCCGCGGCGUCUCAGAGUAGCACCAAGCCUGGGAAGGAGGAAAAGGAAGAAAAAAAGAAGAAGAAGAAGUUGCAUUUGUUUUCUUCAAAGCAUUAG
Messenger RNA from Pyrenophora tritici-repentis Pt-1C-BFP, 1788 nucleotides. NCBI's taxonomy places the organism in Eukaryota, Fungi, Ascomycota, Dothideomycetes, Pleosporales, Pleosporaceae. The record is from RefSeq and is a predicted model, not a curated record.